UAACUAGUCUUCUCUCGCUAAACUCAUAGCAAUAACACCGAGUCGUUUUGCUAUGGAGGAGUUUUGCAAUGGAACAUUUUGGGAUUUAAAUGAAACAUGGAACGGCGACUGGCCACAGUUUACAGACUGUUUCCAGAAUACAGUGUUGGUAUGGGUGUCGAGCGGCUUUCUGUGGCUUGCUCUACCGUUCUACCUGUGGUACCUCGUCCCCAUCACAGGAACACCCCUCAAAUGCUCCUGGAAACAUAGAAUUAAACUGGCCAUUGUAGUUAUCCUGAUGGGCCUUUUGAUUUACUGGAUCACAGAUGUAGUAAACACACUGAAACCUGAAGGAGAGUACUUCAGAGCCACGCUUGUGGGGCCCAUCAUACGACUGGCUACCUAUUGUGUAGUGUUCCUACUGAUAUGCCUGGAGAGAAGGAAAGGAUUGGUAACCUCCGGAGUGCUGUUUAUAUACUGGGUCCUGGUCGCUGUUACUCUUAUCAUUCCAUUCUACUCAACCAUCAUUCAAAAGGACUACGUGGACGAGGAAAAGAGAUUUAUAAUCUUUAUGAUUUCCACAGCACUCGUUCUUCUACAGGUGAUAGUUCACUGUUUUGCCGAGGAAUUACCACACACUACCAAGUUUACUUGUCCGGAAAGUAAAGGUUCUUUCCUAUCAAGGUUAUCUUUUACCUGGCUAGACAAGUUGAUGGUGCUGGGGUAUAAAAAGACUCUGACAGAAGAUGAUGUGUUUAAUUUGAAUCCAUCCGAAAAGUCACAAAAGGUUGUACCGAGGUUUGAAAGAGUCUGGAAUUCUGAGGUGGCAAAACAGAGAAUCAAAUGUCAAAAAUCGAGAAUUGCAAAAGUCCCUGCAAGUUCCUAUGAGACAUUCACAGAGAGGACACCUUUAUUGUCAAGCGGCAACCAAGACACCAAAAAGGAACCGUCCAAGGAAAUCGUAGGAAAAGCUAGUUUGACAAAAGUGCUCUUUAAAACAUUUGGACUGGAGCUGUUGAAUGCCCAUCUAUUCAAAUUGUUUUAUGAUGGAUUAAAUUUUGUGAAUCCUUUUCUUUUACGCUUGCUGAUAGAUUUCACUGUGCCUGGAGCUGAUGGUGUUUACCAACAAGUCUGGAAGGGGUACGUCCUGACCGCUGGGUUCUUCCUUACCGUCCUAAUGCAGUCCUUUCUGUUUCACCAAGUAUUCCAUAAGAGUACCACCCUUGGCCUGCGAGUCCGUGCCGUUCUCAUUUCGGCAGUCUACAAGAAGGCAUUAUCAAUGAGCAGCGCAGCAAGAAAGGAAUCCACCAUUGGAGAAAUAGUGAAUCUUAUGUCUGUUGAUACGGAGCGCAUUGUCUCAACAUUACAGUAUAUAUGGGGCCUGUGGUCCUCGCCUCUUCAGAUGGCCAUAGCUUUGUACUUCCUGUACGAGACUACCGGCCCGUCCAUGUUUGCUGGCUUUGGAUCUCUCAUACUCAUGUUUCCCGCGAACGGCUACCUCAUGUACAAAUUACAAAAACUACAGGAAGAGCAGAUGACACUGAAGGACACCAGGAUCAAGGUCAUCACAGAGGUUCUUAAUGGAAUAAAGAUUUUAAAACUCUACGCCUGGGAGAUGUCCUUUAAAGAGAAGAUUGCUGCCGUGAGAAAACUGGAGCUGGCGGUGAUCUGGAAGGCUGGGAUCUAUAACUGUGGAUUCAUGUUCUCCUGGACGAUAGCUCCCUAUCUCGUUUCCCUGGCAACCUUUGUGACCUUCAUCUACACAACGAACACACAUUUUCUUGACCCUCAGACAGCCUUUGUGGCCAUUUCCUUGUUCAACAUACUGAGGUUUGCUGUUAAUGUUGCCCCGGCAGUCAUCUCGGAGGUUGUCACGGCCAAUGUCUCAGUGAAGCGGUUAAGUAAAUUCCUCAACAGUGCUGACCUUGAUGACAGCUGUGUGUCUCAUGAUGUCUCCGAACGUGAUGCAGUUGUGAUCAGGGACGGAGAAUUUUUGUGGGAUGAAGAAGUUGGAACUACUCUGUCAGACAUCAAUUUUCGAGUGCCAGAAGGAGGCCUGGUAGCUGUUGUUGGACAAGUAGGAGCUGGAAAAUCGUCCCUCGUGUCUGCCAUUUUGGGAGAAAUGAAGAAAGUGAAAGGAGAAGUCAAUGUCAAGGGCUCUUUAUCCUACAUUCCACAACAAGCCUGGAUCCAGAAUGCAACACUUCAGGACAACAUCCUGUUCGGUGAGGAUUAUCAGCGACAACGUUAUGAUGAGAUUGUGGAAGCCUGUGCCCUUACCUCUGAUAUGGAUAUGCUGCCGGGAGGAGACCAGACGGAAAUUGGAGAAAAGGGUAUCAACCUGAGUGGCGGUCAGAAACAGAGGGUCAGUUUGGCUCGUGCCGUAUACUUCAACACGGACAUCUAUCUGUUGGACGACCCCCUCAGUGCUGUGGACUCCCAUGUAGGCAAACAUAUCUUUGACCAAGUCAUAGGGCGCAACGGACUAUUGAAAAACAAGACGCGGGUACUGAUAACCCAUGGUGUCCACUGGCUGCCCCACGUCGAUACUAUCGUGGUCCUGGAUAACGGCAAAGUGACCGAGGUCGGGUCCUACGAUGAGUUGUUGAGUCAUGCUGGAGCCUUCGCUAAGUUUCUCCAAACGUACUUUGUUCAGAAUGAGGAAGAUUCUGAUGAAGAAGAAGAUCCUGAAGUUGCUGAGACCAAAGCGAGGAUUCUCCAGCGACUCACGUCAAUCAAUUCAGAUGAUGGAGGUGAACUUUUAAGAGCAUCUGAGUCGGAGAGUGGCACAGAGGACAACAAGACACUCAAGAGGAGGAAGUCUAAAGGGCUGGAAAGGGGCCUGUCUCAAGUUGAUGGGAGAGAAGAAAAAAGGACUGGAAAGGGCGCUGUCUAAGGAAGCUCGACAGAGAAAAAGAUGGAAAACAAGUUGAUAGAGGAAGAAAAAUCGGAGACAGGCAGUGUCAAACUUGCCGUAUUUUUCGCCUAUGCUCGAUCUAUCGGAAUUCCAUAUUUCAUCAUGAUAGUGUUUAUAAGUGCUGGCUACCAGGCUUUGGCCGUGCUCGGCAAUAUGUGGCUCAGUAAAUGGACUGGUGAUGAAACACUCAAUAAUCGUACCAUUGGACCACCGGACAGCCCCAUCUACAUGGAUAAAAACAGCUAUUAUCUGGGAAUCUACGGAGGACUCGGAGCUGGACAAGCUAUUUUCAUCACGGCCUUUUCCUUAGUACUGGUCAUCAGAGCAGUGAAAGCAUCUAAAGUAUUACAUGCUCACAUGCUGCACGGCAUCCUGCGAUCACCGAUGUCCUUCUUUGAUACGACACCUGUCGGCCGAAUCAUCAAUCGUUUCUCCCAGGACAUGGACGUCAUUGAUCGGGAGCUACCCAUGACAUUCCAGAUGUUCCUCGACUGUCUUUUUACCGUGGUUGGAUCGCUGGUUGUUAUAUCCUAUAGUACACCCUUCUUUAUGGCCAUCAUCGUACCUGUAGGUUUCAUCUACUUCCUCGUACAGAGGUUUUACAUUCCGACUUCCCGCCAGCUGAAGAGAGUCGAGUCCAAGACUCGAUCACCGAUCUAUAACCACUUCAGUGAAACACUGUCUGGAGUGAGUGUUAUUCGAGCCUACAGCGUCCAGCACAAGUUUAUCGCAGAGUCGGAGAAGAGGGUCGAUCUCAACCAAAAAUACUCUUUUGCUAGUUUUUCAUCAAACAGGUGGCUCGGUUUCCGGUUAGAGUUCCUGGGGAAUUUAAUCAUCGUGGCGGCGUCACUUCUGUCUGUUAUUAGUCGGGAUGGUAAUGGUAUUACAGGGUCCAUCGUAGGCCUGUCCAUCACCUACGCACUACAGAUCACAGAGAAUUUGAAUUGGAUGGUUCGGAUGUCGAGUGAACUUGAAACCAAAGUGGUUUCCGUGGAGAGGGUGAACGAAUAUGCGGAGCUACAACACGAGGACAAGUUAGUUUACAAGAGCCAUCGGCCAUCUUUGUUGUGGCCAGAAAAUGGUGAGGUGAAGUUUAACAAGUAUUCCACUCGCUACCGACAAGGACUCGAUCUCGUCCUCAAGAACAUUGAUGUCGUAAUCAAACCUGGUGAAAAGGUCGGGAUCGUUGGAAGGACGGGAGCAGGAAAGUCUUCUCUCACCUUAGCUUUGUUCCGCUUGAUUGAACCAGUCGGUGGAAGUAUCAUAAUUGAUGGAGAAAAUCUUAAUCGCAUGGGGCUUCAUGAUUGUCGCUCCAGACUGACAAUUCUACCCCAGGAACCUGUAUUGUUCUCGGGGUCAUUGAGGAUGAACCUUGACCCCUUGAAUACCUACAUGGACAGUGACCUCUGGGAUUCCUUGGAACAUGCACAUCUGAAAACAUUCGUCCAAUCAUUGCCCACUGGCCUUGAAUAUGACUGUGGAGAAGGAGGACAAAACUUGAGUGUCGGACAGAGACAGUUGGUGUGCCUGGCUCGGAGUCUGUUACGUAAAACCAAGAUCCUGGUGCUGGAUGAAGCUACUGCAGCUGUCGACAUGGAAACAGACGAUCUUAUACAGCAGACAAUCCGCACAGAGUUCAAGGACAGCACAGUCCUAACAAUAGCUCAUCGACUAAACACAAUCAUGGACUAUGACAGAAUCAUGGUACUGGAUAAAGGUGAAAUAUGUGAGUUUGACUCUCCUGACAACCUCCUACAGGACACAGGAAGUGCUUUCUACCAACUCGCAAAGGAUGCUGGGAUUGUGUGAUCCUUUCGUAUGAAACCAAAUAACUCGCUCGCAAACACUUGCGCGUACGUCUUUUCAGGAGCAAGCACCCGCAUUUGCUUCAUGAGCGCUCGCCAUCCCUAACACGCCUCCGGUUUUACUAUAUUGAAUUAAGAUAGUCUGUUUUAUAUAUCAGUUUUUUUUAAAUCAAGGCAUUUAGAAUACUUGUCAGCAUUUUACAUCAUCAGGACAAGUUAUAAGAAAUAUUUGAUAUUUGCGAAAGUGUUCGUGAAAUAUUUGAUAUUUGCGAAAGUGUUCGUGAAAUAUUUGAUAUUUGCGAAAGUGUUCGUCUUUUGGUAUUCUAUUCUUAUAUAUAUAAUUCUUUUUUACAAAGUUGACAUACUAAUGUGAUGAAAGUGUUGGAAGGUAAGGGUUCCAUCCGAUUUCGAUGAGUUAUCUCCCUUCCGUUGUAGUUCGGGUCAACCUAUCAGAUAUAUACAUUUAAAGCCAGAUUUAGUUAAAUGUGUUUUGUUUUAUGGUGCUACACAAGUUGGUUUAUGUAAGAGAAUGCAGAUAUUGAUUCAUUACAGAAACAAGCACUGUCGCCUUUUCUUUGAAUUCUGGAGGUUCAAGAGAUUUUGAUUAAAUUGUUGGCAAAUUCUUAUCCGAUGCAAUACCUAGGCUAGGUAAUAUUUUGGAAACUUAUUGUUUGAUAAAUAAACAAUUUUUUAAAAAUUUAUAAUCAAAUUAAUUUCUGAAUUAAAAAUUAAUUUAUAGUCAAAUUAAUCUCUUGAUUAAUAAUCAUAUUAAUUUCUUCUCAAAAAUUGCUUAAUCAUAAGAUAUUUAUAAUUAAUAAUCAAAUUAAUUUCUUCUCAAAAAGAUGCUUCAUCAUAAGGUAUUUAUUUCAGUUUUCUGCUUAUAAGUGUAUGAAUUAAAAUACAUAAUUAAUUAUGUAGGUCAAAAGUCACCCAACAAUGAAUUUACAGGAAUAGGCCAAAGGUCUCAUUAAGGGUACUUUCCAAUAAAUUUAAUCCAAAGCUAUAGACCACCUUACCAAAUAUUUCUAGUCUGUCCUAUUUUUACGUCAGUGAUAAAGAAAACAGUUCUGUAAACUUAUCCUGCAAGGAACAUUUAGUAUCGAAAAUCCAGUAAAUAUGGAAAUUUACACGAGGGGGAAAUUUAUGCUAAAUUCACACAGGCUAUUCGGCCAUGUAAAUGUCCCCUGCCAAUAUCAUUUUGUGAUGUAGGAGGUAUUCAUGGAAAAGGUGAAAAAGAAAAAUUCAUGGAAAUAUCCCCACAGAUGAUUAAUAGUUUACUCCAAACUAAACCCCUUCAGGAAUAACCGCAUUUACAGAACUGUAUCAAAUUUUGUUUAAAAUGCCUAUUACCACCAUAAUGUAUGACUUUAAAUUUGAAAAAAAAAAAAAAAUCCAGGGAAAUAUUUAAUGUUUAAGAAAUGUUUUAUUGCUAAAGGAAUGUAAUUCCAGUAAAUUAUACUUAAAAUAACUUAUGAAUUUUUGUGUUACAAUCUUUCACUAACAAGUACAUUUAUAGUUGCUUCCUUUUUUAUCUUUCAUUUUUUUUUUUUGUCAUUUUUUUUUUUUGUCAUUUUUUUAUCAUUAUUUAUUUUUGUCUUUUAUUCCUUUUUUUUUCUACAUUUGUUGGAAUAUCUUUAUAUCGUUCUAGCAAUAAAUACCUGGAUGUUAUUUACAUUUCUAUCACACUCUCCUGUAGCUCAGUGUCUCCCAUGAUCGUCUCACAUGAGAUCGUCUCACAUGAGAUCAAUAUCUGGUAUCAGUAAAGGUACAUGCCACACCAUCACCAUUCGUUGGGGAUUUUCUUAUCUAAAAAUUCUCAUAGGUGAUAAAAGAUUUUUCUUAUCUAAAAAUUCUCAUAAGUGAUUAAGAUUUUCUUGUUUAAAAAUUCUCCUAAAUGAUAAAGAUUUUUCUUAUCUUAAAAGUCUGGACAGUAUCUUUUGUAGAUUUUUUUUUCUAAUACAGAUUUUUCCGGAACUUUAUUGAUACCAAGUAUGUUAUAUGUUCAUUUGGAAAAACUGUACAAAUCAAGGAAAAUGUAAAAAUAAUUCAAGUUUCUUUCAUUUUUUGUACUUCAGUAUGCUUGAUAGGAAUCCAUUAUGUGUGUUAAUAUAUCUGUAAGAGACCGAAAGGUCGGAUGAAGACUUAACAGUACCUAUGGCUGUUUAUUGUAUUUUUUCUGACACGUGUAGUUUAUGGGUACUAUAUAUAAACUAAGGAGAAUCCAUUGUUUGACUUUUUAAUUGUUAGCUGCUAGUUUAUAUCUAUAAUAUAUAUAUAUAUAGUAUUUUUAUACACCUAUAUAUUUAUAUACAUGCAUAAUGGAAUUGUUUAGGUUAGAGUUUUGUUAAUUAAUCCUGCACACCACUGAUCCAAAUAUGCAUCCUUUCUUAAAUUUUUCAAUAUUUGUUCAUACCAACCAACUCUGACAUGAGGGUGACUGGGGCCAUUUCAUUGAUCAGUUGGACCAGUUGGAUGUAAAAUGUAAACUUUAUUUAUUUUACAACAAUUGCAAUACAAGUUACGGUAUAUCAACUUAUAUUAAUCACGCUUGUUGGCCCGGAUGGAAGCGCGCGAGGGGUCUUACUGUGGGAGGGAAACAGAGUAUACAUGUAUCUGGAAAUCCCAAGUGGAUGGGCAGGUGACCCUAUGCUUUUUCAUGACCGAUUGGGAAAUUGAACCCGAAAAGUGUGUUACCACUGUGGCACUCGACCACCCAACAAAUCGAUUGUAUUAGAGUUGUACAUUGUGCAUGUAUGCCGGAAAUACUACUUUUAAAAAUAGAUGAAUCGGUUUGUCCACAUAAACGAGCAGACCCUUAAUUCACCAUGGCUCCAUGCAGGACAAACGUGGUUUGAAUCAAGAGUUCCUAUGAUUUAGAUCAUGAGAGAGGCUUGAUCACAAAUGAUCCACUCUGUAUGAAUCAAGAGUUCCUAUGAUUCGGAGCAGGAGGAUGGAUUAAUCAAGAGUUUUUGUGAUUUGACAGAUAUUGUUUUAUGAUUACAAAAAUGUUUACUGUUAAAAAAAAAAAAUUAUUCAUUUUAAGGGAAAUGAUGAUUUGUUUGUAAGAUG
Messenger RNA from Pecten maximus, 7770 nucleotides. Its product is annotated as multidrug resistance-associated protein 1-like. Gene Ontology annotation, cellular component: membrane. The record is from RefSeq and is a predicted model, not a curated record. Gene Ontology annotation, molecular function: ATP binding; ATP hydrolysis activity; ABC-type transporter activity. Gene Ontology annotation, biological process: transmembrane transport. NCBI's taxonomy places the organism in Eukaryota, Metazoa, Mollusca, Bivalvia, Pectinida, Pectinidae.